This is a messenger RNA of Amphibalanus amphitrite, 3312 nucleotides long. RefSeq lists its product as uncharacterized. Gene Ontology annotation, molecular function: protein binding. NCBI's taxonomy places the organism in Eukaryota, Metazoa, Arthropoda, Thecostraca, Balanomorpha, Balanidae. The transcript is spliced from 9 exons. The record is from RefSeq and is a predicted model, not a curated record. Bases 211 to 1881 code for a protein of 556 amino acids.
GGGUCGUCGGUUGGCGCAAGGUGGCGGGGUGGCGUGUUAUGUUUGGGCCGAUAGCGUGCGUUGUCAAGGCGAUGCGGGCGAUACAGCGGGCGUUGCCGUGUGUUGCGGUGUAGUGAGGCGAAGGAGCAGGAGCACAGAUAACCCCUGGGAGUGAAUUGAGGAGACGAGGUGGAACUGACUCCCGAAGAAAUAAACUCCUUGCGCGAAGAAAUGAAUUCUCCGCGUGAAGAAAUCAACUCCCUGGGUGAAGAAAUCAACUCCCUGCGUGACGAAAUGAACUCUCCGCGUGAAGAAAUCAACUCUCUGCAUGAAGAAAUGAACUCUUCGCGUGAAGAAAUCGACUCCGCGCGUGAAGAAAUCGACUCCGCGCGUGAAGAAAUCGACUCCGCGCGUGAAGAAAUCGACUCCGCGCGUGAAGAAAUGGAGGCUGUGCGUGAACUAAUGGCUGAACUGAGAAGAGAAAUAGAUGCUCUAAAGGAGGAGAUGACAAGCGCUCAGGAGGAGAACGUCGAGGUGCGCUGUGAGGUGGCGCGCCUGCGCCAGGCGCUGGUGGAGGAGCGCGCCGCUCGCCAGGACGCCGUGGAGGAUCUGCGACGGGAGAUCCGCCUAGGAUCGGCGCCUUCCGGCCGCUCCCAGGGUGACGGCGAGGAGGAGCUGGCGCCACUGAAGGACGACACGUGUGACAAGGGUGACGCCAUCAGCGACUGUGACGUCAUAACCCCAUCUGCGGAGGAGGCGCGGCCGGCAGGCGGUAGCUUGAAGACGCCUGUGCCUAACAUCUACCACCUGGACGCCGAGCUGCUGAAGAUGGUGCUGAGCAAGAUGGACUGCAGGGAGAUGUUCCGCGCCAGGCGGGUCAGCCGUCGGUGGCGGUCCGCCGUCGACGAUAUCGUCAGCGACUGUCGGCGGGAGCUAACCGAUCAGCAAACCGGCGGUGGAGAGGUCCCGGCGCCGGCCACGAGCCUGGAGCUCGUGUUGAAGGUGCAGGACCAGCCGGGGAUGACCGAACUGCAGGCGCCGACCGCUGAGACGGACACCGACCUCCGACUGGUCGCGGCCACCUGCCACGCCCUGGAGAAGGCCAACCUGUGCGGCUUCAAGCUGCGGGUCUCUGCCCUGCGCCGGCUGGCGCGGGCCAACGCCUCCAGUCUGCGUGAGCUGACGCUGCCGGCCGGCAUCAGCGACUGGCAGCUGGAGGCGCUGCUGGAGCCGCUGAAGGAUCUCGAUCAUCUCGAUGUGAGCCCACCGGUGGACAGCUCCGGCAAGUGGCUGCGGCUGCUGCCAAAGUCGCUGACCAGACUGGACAUCACUGGCUCGGGAAGGACGCGGGCGCGGCUAAAUAACAAGCGGCUCUCGGACGGACUGUUUGUCGGCUUGCAGCUGGCGACCGACCCGCUGCUGGACCAGCUGCGGGCUGCUCUGGCCACCCGCACAGUUACCAAGCUGCUCAUAACUCGAUCACCGUCUGUCACACCGGAGGCGACCACACGCCUCCUGACUGCCCUGCCCAGCCUACAGUAUGUCAGUCCUCAGGGAGAGAGCGCCUUUUCCGGCACUGUGCUGGCCGCCCUCCACGGCUGCUCCGAGCUGGAUACGGUGCAGCUCAUAGACAACCGGCUCCUCACGGAUAUCCCAGCCCUGACCGAGUCAGAGGUGGCAGCGGUCAGCAGGAUGGCAGCGGCCUGCAGGAAACUGAAGAGAGUGGACGUAACUUCCUCCGUCGGUAACGUUCAGGCCGUCCUCUCCGCCCUGCGCAGCACGGACCUGAGACGUAACAGUGCAGGCCAGUCUCGCACGAUCCAUGUCUGGGUCCCCAGACUUGUGUACAUGCUGCUAAAAAGGCCUCGCAGCGACAGCAAAAUCACCGUGCACGCCCACUAGAAGCAUUGCUUCUCAGUGCUCGCCUGCUCUGCCGCCGGGGGCAGUACCGGAACUCGACAACAGAUGGCAGCACCGUGUCCCGCGGGCAGCGCUGUAUCGUACAAAAUGCGAACGUGUUUCUUUUUUUUCCAGCCAAGGGAAGACACUAUACCCAAGAUUGCCUCAUUAUAACCAAACCAAAACAAACUUAGCUUACCCUAAGGUAAAACAUACAAUCCUACAAACCUACAAACCCACGACCUACAACCUACAACCUACGAUAUUCUAACACAGAACCUACAAACUUACACUCAUGUUCCGUCUUUUCAACCCAUCCGUCGUUUCCAUCCUCAGGAUACUGAAAUCCCUCUCCUUCACGCCGCAAUCCCUACUCCGGGCUGGACAGGCACCUUUAUCUCAUGCGGGCUGCUCCCUUAGGGCGCACCGCAGCUCCCAAGGAAUCACACCCGUAGCCGGGUGCAGUGAGAGCAUGUGAGAGCUUAGGGGAUGCUCGGCCUAUCCAUUCGGGACGGGCUCAGUCCCGGCGACUCACCAGGGUGCCUGCCCGGACCAAUGUCUCCCCCUAAUUCCUAUCAUUCGCCCGGCUCUGCAAUGGUCUUGUCUGACCGAAAGGGCCGAACCAAAAAAAAAAAAACAAAAAAAAACAACAACAACAAAACAAAAUAAACGAACAAACAAUCCUAAAACGUGCUGAAAAAAAUUGCGUGCGGCUGACUCCGGACCCGCGACCCAUGAUCUACGAGGUGGACUUCUAACUGCUAGACUACGCAGCUAGCUGUCAUGGCCGGCGGUGUAAGCCUGUUUUCAUUCACAAUGGAGUAUUUCCCGGGUAGUGCCUUCCCUUGGUUGGAAAAAAAGAAACACACAAAUGGCGUCGCAUCUCAACUUUUGUAGUAACAAGUGCUUGGAGCCACCCUGACCGGUCGGAUGGGUGCCGCCGCCUCAGACCGGUGUGUUUGAGCUCCCGUGGCUGAUCCUGUGAGCAGAAAUUGUAACGUCUGUUGACACUUCUUUAAUAGACAGUAGUUAUAUUCGGUAUCCGAGAUGUACCACGCUCGGGGCCACUGUCCAGCCGUCGGUAAACCGUUGUCACCGUGUCGUCGGUACCACCAUGGUGGCGUCACGUGUCGUGACGUGACGUCACGCCGUUAUGCUGUUGUGGUGCAGUUUCCGUUUAGACCAGAGAGUCGUUGGAGCUAGCCGGUCCAGGCGACGUCGGACCUCGCCGUCACUGUGUCGUUGGUCCGGUCUGCUGUGGUUCGUUUAGACCAGACCAGGCUCGGGAUAUCACGGGCUAUGAUAUCGCGAUGGAAAGAUACGAUCGGUGGCUCAGAGGGGUUCCUCAAGGAAGUCUUUUUGGAACUCUUGUUGUCAGUGCAUGUCAGGACCGAGGUGUUGAAUACACAACCUUUGCUGAAGUGGCCACCCCAA